Molecule: messenger RNA, 630 nt
Organism: Aspergillus affinis
Lineage: Eukaryota; Fungi; Ascomycota; Eurotiomycetes; Eurotiales; Aspergillaceae
Product: NUDIX hydrolase
Exons: 1
Coding region: 1-630 (209 amino acids)
Biological process (GO): NADP+ catabolic process; NAD+ catabolic process
Cellular component (GO): cytosol
Molecular function (GO): NADH pyrophosphatase activity
Source: RefSeq, a predicted model, not a curated record
AUGACCAGCCAACCCCCAUCCCCUCUUCCGUCCAAAUACAACCACUCUCCCCACCUCCACCAAUACGCCCUUCCGCUCUCAACCUUCCGCACCUCCAAUCCCCAAUACACGCAUUUCGUAGUCGGCGGCCUCAUCUACUCAUCUACAUGCAACACCAACAAUCCACCCACCAAUUCACCCACCCAACAAAACCCACCAACAUGGGUCCUCCUCCUCCAACGCUCCCAACACGACUCCCUCCCAGGCUUCUGGGAAGGACCCGGCGGUCUCUGCGAAGAAACAGACAAUUCGAUCCUCUCAGGAGCAGCGCGCGAAGUCUACGAAGAGAGCGGACUCCAUGUAUCGCGAUUCGUGGAUCUCAUUGCAGUGGAUGAAUGGACGAGAGUGAAGAGCGACGAGGUGGUUCGGGCGGUGAAGUUUACGUUUCUGGUACAGGUGGAGGAGGAGGCGGAGGGAGUGGGGUGGGAGCAAAGGGUGAAGUUGGAGCCGGAGGAGCAUGAAGAGUAUGUUUGGGCGACAGAGGAGGAGGUCAAGCAUGGGGUGGAGGGGAAUGAGGGCAAAUUGAAGUUUGUGGGUGAUCAGGGGAGGACGUUGUUAAAGGGAUUCGGGUUAUUUGAGGGGAGGGUGUGA